This is a messenger RNA of Oppiella nova, 693 nucleotides long. The record is from the annotation of a GenBank genome assembly. Lineage: Eukaryota; Metazoa; Arthropoda; Arachnida; Sarcoptiformes; Oppiidae.
AUGUUAUCAUUAAUAGUAGCGUCGGUUUGCGUAUUGGGUAUAUCAGCCCAACACCAUCCCUGGGACCCGCAGCCCGGGGAUGGCGGUGCCGUUUGGCUUAAGAAACACGAGGCUAUGGUUAACCAAACCCGUGACCAUAAGGCCGAAGUGGAGAUCGUAUUUGUCGGCGAUUCAAUCACCGAGCUAUGGGCCGGCAAUGGAAAGGCUGUCUGGGCCAAGUACUACGCGCCCCGACACGCGUUUAAUUAUGGCAUCGGCGGUGACCGGACUGAGGCCGUCAUCUACCGGAUUCAACACCAGGAGUUCGAUGGACUCGACCCCAAAGUCACGGUCGUUAUGAUAGGCACUAACAACGCGGCCCCCAAUACGGCGGAGGACAUCGCGCACGGCGUUAACGAAACUGUAACUGAAUUGUUGAGCAAAAUGCCGAACACCAAGGUCAUUCUGUUGGGCAUAUUGCCCAGAGACUCGUUGCACGACAAAGUGAAACAGGUCAACGAGAUGAUCAAGAAGUUGAAUAACGAUAAGAAUGUCUUCUUCCUGGACAUGUGGUCAGCCUACGAGACUGACGGUGUAAUGCAUACAGAGCUCUAUGAUAAUCCUAAGGACAGACUACAUCUCAGUACUAAGGGGUAUGAGGUGUGGCAGCAGACUAUGGAACCACUGCUUAAAAAGUUGGACCCAACCCUGUAA